Messenger RNA from Drosophila bipectinata, 4136 nucleotides. The record is from RefSeq and is a predicted model, not a curated record. NCBI's taxonomy places the organism in Eukaryota, Metazoa, Arthropoda, Insecta, Diptera, Drosophilidae.
UCCCUGUUCUUUCUGCGCCACUAGUUGAAUCCGUGUCCUUGCAAGGUACACCUCUCGUUGAGAAUUCUGCUUGUUUUCGCCAAGAAUUCGGCUCCGCGUCCGCGCCGCGACCGUAACCGUGCGAGUGGGUAUCCUGGUGUCUCUCGGCGUCGCUGCAGGCGUCUGUGAGAGCGCGAUUUAAAAAUAAAACGGCAAAUACAUAACAAAAUAUCGAAGAGCAGCCGCCGCCAAACAGCCAAACAGCAGAGCGACACCCAUACACACGCGUGUGGGCCUACACUGGUGUUUGUGUGCCAAAGUUCCCUCCCAACCAUACCAAAACAGAAACACACUCAGACAAUCCCAUCUCGGUGCAUGCGAACGCAUUUUAUGGACGCCCUCGACUCGCUUGCCCACGGAAGCCUCGAUCGGUUCAAGAGCCUCCUGCAAUCGACACUCUAACAGAGACUGACCAGAGAAGACAGAGCACAACUCAGACACUGAUCACCACAUUCAUUCAGCUGACCCAGCUAAGCAUCCACCACACUCACAACUCAACCAAUCCAAUCAGUCAGAUCAGACCUCAUCAUCCAUUGGGUAGAGCGCGAGCAUGAGCCUGUGGAAGCGCAUCUCCAGCCAUGCCGACUGCGAGCAGCGUAUGGCGGCCUUCUACGAUGAAAAGGGUCUCUUCGACCUGCGCAUCUGCCUGGCGCCCUGGAUCGAAGACAGGAUAAUGUCCGAGCAGAUCACACCCAAUUCCACGGAGCAGCUGGAGCGAGUGGCUCUCAAGUUCAACGAGGAUCUGCAGCAAAAACUCCUGUCGACGCGCACAGCCACCGACCAGGCCCUUAAGUACCGUGUUGUGGAGCUCUGCGCCCUCAUCCAACGCACCCCCGCCCUCGAGCUGUACACCCAUCUGCGAAGCGGGCUCCAGAAGGAGCUGCAGUUGGCCACCGAGAAGAGUGUGGCUUCCAGUGCCGGGCAAUCGAUGCCAAUGCCAUACAACAUGAACAACGCCGGCUACAUGGACACCAGCGACAUCAUGGGGACAAACGGAGCCGUGGCCCCCAGUAACAAUGUCGUCGCCUCCCCGUGUCUGGGAAUGGUAACCCCCAAGCGAGAGCUGUACGAUGUGCAGCACCAGAUUGUUUCCACGCUCCACGAAUUUACAAACUGUCGUAACGCACUGAGCGUUCUCGUCCAGAACUACAACUACAUGCUGAACUCGAUGCCCUCUCCCAACGCAGAGGUGCUCGUUAGUAACCUGAUGGACGAGAAGGCCACCAUUGCCACUCUGCUGCGGCGUAGCUUCAUGUACUAUGAGACCCUGAACGACCUGGUCAUCCACGAGCUGAAGAACUGGCGACGCCAGCAGGCCCUCGCCGGCAACGGAGCUGGGUUCAACGAAGGCGCCCUAGACGGCAUCCAGCACUGCUUUGAGAUGCUCGAGGCAUUGGUGGCCCAAAUGCUCGAGGCCGUGAACGAACUCAUUCGCGUGCAGCUGGGCAGCGAGGAGCCAGAACUGCUUCAUCUGCGGGAGCAGGUGAAGAUCGCACAGAAAAACCUGGUGAUAUCAGCCUUCAUAGUGGACAAACAGCCGCCGCAGGUGAUGAAGACCAACACCCGCUUUGCGGCCUCGGUGCGCUGGCUGAUUGGCUCGCAGCUGGGCAUCCACAACAACCCACCCACAGUGGAGUGCAUCAUUAUGUCAGAAAUGCAGUCGGCUCGCUUCGUCUCCCGCGGCACCCAGUUGGAAAACACCAUGUCCGGGCAGUCCUCGGGCGAAAUCCUUAACGCCUCCAGCACCAUGGAGUACCAGUCGAACAACCACGUCUUCUCCGCCAGCUUCCGCAACAUGCAGCUGAAGAAGAUCAAGCGUGCUGAGAAGAAGGGCACCGAGAGCGUCAUGGACGAAAAGUUUGCUCUCUUCUUCUACACAACCACAUCGGUCAACGACUACCACAUCCGCGUGUGGACCCUUUCUCUGCCCGUGGUGGUGAUCGUGCACGGCAACCAGGAGCCACAGUCGUGGGCCACCAUCACCUGGGACAACGCCUUCGCAGAGAUUAUCCGUGAGCCUUUCGUGAUCACUGACCGUGUCACCUGGCCCCAACUCUCGGCGGCCCUAAACACAAAGUUCGGGUCCAGCACUCAGCGCUUCUUGACCGCGGAAAACCUGGAGUUCCUCUGUAAGUCCCCAGGGAGUGCAUUUUGUACGGGCAUUGUUUUCAUGGUUUUCUGCCUUUCAGUUGAGAAACUUCAGCGGGAGGAGCGCUCCGAAUAUAUUACGUGGAACCAGUUCUGCAAGGAGCCCAUGCCCGACCGGACGUUCACCUUCUGGGAAUGGUUCUUCGCCAUCAUGAAACUCACCAAAGACCACAUGUUGGGUAUGUGGAAGGCCGGCUGCAUCAUGGGCUUCAUUAACAAGGCCAAGGCGCAGGAUGCCUUGUUGCGUUCGAAUACCAUUGGAACCUUCCUGCUUCGCUUCUCCGACAGCGAGCUUGGUGGCGUCACCAUUGCCUACGUGAACGAGAUGGGGUCGGUCACCAUGCUGGCUCCUUGGACUGCUCGUGACUUCCAGGUCCUUAAUCUGGCCGAUCGCAUCCGCGACCUGGACGUUCUUCGCUGGCUGCAUCCCUCUGACACCUCUAUGGUGGCCCAGCCGCGUGACCGCGCCUUCGGCGAGUUCUUCUCGAGGCGUCAGGAACGCAACCCCCGCUCUCUAGAAACCUCCCCCGGAUACGUGCCGAGCACGCUGCACGUCCAGGUCUGCAGCAGCAACGGCGAUGGUGGAUCCAUCAGUGGCACCCCGCAGCAUGUGCCGCAGCAAGACACCUUACCGAUGGGAAAUGUUUCGCCAGUGAGCUCCACGGCCACUUAUAAUUAUGGCCCACAACCUGAAGAUUCCGAUUCCGAUGACAGCCAGGUGGCCGAAGCCCUGGGGCAGAUCCUUGCGAACACCCCUCCCGGUGAUCCCCUUAUAGAUCAGUUCAAAAACACGCUCCUGGGUAUCCAAGAGAUCAGUAAUGCCUUAAGGGAUAGCAUGAUCAGUGAGGGGUCACCGAGUGCCAGUGAUCCCGUGGAUGAACCGAUGAGGGAUGACGAGAAUAUUGUGAUGCAAGUCCCUAGAUCGCAACUUAGUUACUAUUAUUAAUCAAAAAAAGAGAAAUCACGCUGUGCCAUUGCCUUCACUCUGUCUAUCUAAUCUGCUACCGGUUCUGACACUUGCCGCAAGUAGUGAUUUCGGAAUGACGGACUUUGAUUCGAUGACGAACUUUGAGCUUUUGUGAAUCGCCAAACAACCAGAACAACAUCCACCACAACAAGAAUUUGAACUACCAGAGCAAUGCAUGCAGAUUGCGACACCUGAACACAAACACCUUUGCCACACAACCAGAACCUUUUCUAUAUCGUGAUUAUGAUUGUGUCUGACGUAUGCAGAAGUUCCCCAUUGGAUUUCUGUCUUGUAUAAACCUAUGGAAUGUGUCCUGAGCAUGUUAUUCGUUUUGUAUUUUAUAUAUAACUCUUUAUAUGUGUAGACAUAUACUUUGAUUUUUUUUGUACCAUUGCGUUUUUCUGUGACAAGCAUUACUUGACGAGUGGAGUAGAGCAUCGGUUUAGUUAGUUAGUAACUAUUUGUUGAAUCUAAAUUUAUGAUUUAAAUUUGAAUCAAUUACGUUUAACAUGUAAGUGUAAAAUUUACCAUAUUUCGCCUGCUAAGACCUAUGUUUAAAUCGAUACGACGAAAGAGAAAUCAAUCGAAGAUGAGGAGCCGCAAGGAGAAGAGUUGCGUUAAUUUUAGUUAUGUAUCAUCUAAGAAACAUUGUGAAUUUGCUUUAUGUGAAACCCCUCCUUUAAUUGGCUUCCAAUGCUGAAAGUGCGUAAAAUUUAACCAAUCCAUGUAUAUUUUUAGUUUGUUUGAGUCAGGGCACAGAUUGCAAUGCAUUUCAAAUGCAACAGCCUAUUGCCUGUAGUCAGUUAACCAGAGACACGAAGGGAAACCACCACAAAGUUUAUAUAUGCGACACUGUAAGCAUAACCAUCUAUGUAACAGCUACAAUAACACAUGAGUACACUAAGCUUUGCACGUGAACCUUUAUAAGACUUAAGAACACCCUCAAAAUAAAUGAGUAAUUUAAUAAACAUUUCAAAACACA